AUGAAGGUAUCUUAAUCAUAGGAUAAAUAAGAAAGUAAUCAAUAUUAACCUCAAUAAAAUAGGGUUAAAUAAGAGAUAAGAAUACUUUUAUAAAAUAAAUAUAUUGAUAAUAAUGUAGCCUGUUCAACUUAUAGAAGUGGAGAAACAUCUGAUGCAGAUGGAACUUAGCUUAAUUCUGAUAGGAGCCAUUACAAAUUACUAUUGAAACCUCGAGAGUUUUCUAUAAAUUCUACUAAUGAAAAAUCUAAUUUAUAGAAUUUGAUUGAUCCCAUUUUAAAUAAAAAAAAUAUUUAACACCCAAUAAAACUGCUUCUGAACUCACCUUCAAGCAUCGGUUUUAAUAAUAACAACAACAACUCUACUUAGCUGAUUUCGCCUUUUUCAGGAAUAAAUUAAUCAAUUUAACAAGGACCAGCUAAGCUCUCAGAAAGAAGCAUUACUGACAAUUUCGAUAGAUCUAAUUUAACUAAGAACAACUACUAGGAAUACAUAUUAACUGAAGCAGAUAAUUCGAAGCAAAAUGGUAUGCAAUUUAACUUAAGGCGUGGCAUUAACUCAAGCGUUAUGAAUAUUUCAAGAGACGUUUCUGAAAAAAAUUAAAAGGCUAUUUUCAAUACUCGAGCAGUAAAAACUGAAAGAAAUUCAAUUAUAGAUAUUGAAAAUUAUAUUUUAGAAAACAAUCAUUUCUACAAUAGAAAAAAAUAGCAAAAUAACUCUUUUAAAGAAAAUCCUAAUUAUGAAACUUAUCAAAAUCAAUUGCUUGCAUACUCGAUGCAGAAAGCUACUAAUCAUAAAAUAAAUCCUGACUAUUUCACUUUGGCAUAGUAAGUCUGCAAAAAUCAAAACUUAAUGAAGCUCAAACCUACUCAUAAUCCUUCUGCAUCAACUGGAUAAUCUCCUCGAAGAGAUAACUAAAAUCAUGUAAACGAUAUGAUGACUACUUACAAGUAAACAGUAAAAAAGCUUAUCAACGAUAGAAAAGAAUUAAAUAAGAGCAAAGCGAAGAUAUUCUCUAAAACUAAUACUAUUUCUUUUAAUAAAAUAUCAUAAUAAAAUACUCCACUUGGCUCCUAACAGGUAAUCAUGUAAGAUUAGCAAUAAGAUUUGAAUUUUUAGAACCUGUAAUCUUAUUAAAAUAUUUAAUCUUAAAACAUUCAAUCUCUGAUAAAUCUAAAAAAUUUGACAUAAAGUACAAAUCUUUAAUAGCAAUAGCCAUCAUAGUCUUUAAUGUAAAAGUAAAAUAGCUACAACUUAAAUGCUAUUCAAAUUUCUAACAACUAAAGUUAAAACACAAUACAAAACGAAAAUAAUUCUAAUGUUAACACACCAUAAAAAUAAUAGCAAAAUUCAAAUUUUGCAAGAUUUGCUCUUGAAUAAAUUUAAGACGAAAAUUAAUAAAAAACAGAAAACGAUAAUUUUUUGAUUUCUAAUUUUAACAGAGUAUCUAAAGCUAGCUCUUAAAAUUUUAAUAGCCUCUAAAAUACUCCAAGAUCUCGACCUUUUACAAAUUCUUAAAAAAGAAUCUAGAGAUAAUAGCAAUAGCUUUAAAGAGAGUAUUUCUCUUCUUUAUUUGAAGAUAAUUACAGAAAUGAAGCUGCUUAAAAGUAUUUAAGAAUUAUGAGUGUUAAUUAAACAGAAAAAAUUGAUCAUAAGUCUGAGAACUUUAAAAAAAAUAAAAUUAAUUAACUAAAAAGAUAGGAAAUAAGCCAAAUAAAGAAGUUAUCAUAAUAAUUAAUUGAAAAUGGUAAAGUAAAUGCAUAGGAAUAAGAGCUACUUGAAUCGAAACUUAAAAUAUAAAAAUUCUUCCUCUAAAAGGAUGUUUCAUUAAUUCAUAAAAAAUAAUGCUUUAAAAAGCUGAUUACUGAGUUUAAUCCAUCAAAUUAAAAAUAUUCUUAGCAAAAUUCAUCUCAAAUUACUAAAAUGCUAACAAUUAUGAAACCAUUUUACUUUGAUGAAGUUAACAACCCAACAACAAAUUAAUAUUCUCAUAAAAUAAAAUAACAAAGCAGCGAAAAUAAAAAAAAUUAAUCUUUCAAAGCCUCAAAAACGAUUUCUUCAUUUGGUAAUACAGAACAAAAUUUUAUUUCCUAACUAACAACUUUCUACAACUCAAAAUAAAACGAUUUAUAUCAAAUUAAGUAAUAAAAUUAACCAAAGGGGAUAAAAUUUAGAUCAAAUCCAAACUUACUGAAUUAAAAGAAUUUCAAUAGUUUAUAACCUAAAGAGUGA
Tetrahymena thermophila SB210 is the source of this 2229-nucleotide messenger RNA. RefSeq lists its product as hypothetical. The record is from RefSeq and is a predicted model, not a curated record. The transcript is spliced from 2 exons. NCBI's taxonomy places the organism in Eukaryota, Ciliophora, Oligohymenophorea, Hymenostomatida, Tetrahymenidae.